GGUCAUAGCCCAGGGUGUUUUAAAAGCUCUCUUUCUUUUGAAUUUUUUUUUGUGCAUUUUUCUCUUUAUUCACCAAAUAAAUACUAUUUUUCAUUUCACUACUUUAAUAACCAAAAACAAACAGGAAAAAAAUCAGCUAUGACGCAGACAAAAGGACAGCAGCACACAUCCGACCUGCCACCGGCAUACUCGACCACAGACCCCAGCGUGUAUUCCGACGGCGCUGCUCCCCCUACUGCCACCUAUCCUUCGCAGAGCGACCUAAAAAUCGACCAAAUCGGACCCAAACAACUCCGUGCAACCCAAGGAUUCCCCCUAGACCGUCCGCUAUUUAUCCAUACGACAAAUAUUUCCGGCAGCACGCUCCUCGUGCAACCAGACACUAACAUCAAUAACCACAAUGUGGUUAUUGUCAGCGUCGAGGUGGCCUCCCAGGCGGGAGGUAUCCGGGAUAAAUGCGAUGUUCUUGUGCAUAUGAAUGCACAUGGUGAAUAUGAGUUCCAUGUGCGGUCAAGGUACGCUUUUUGGAGUAUGGCGCUUGUCCAGUGUCGGUUUACUGUGAGCAUGCCCUUUGGUGCCGGCGGCAUGCAUCCGGGGGUUAGGACUGAGCUGACAAAUGGCUGCAUUGAUAUCGUGCGGCUGGGUAAUAUGCGGUUCGGGUACGUAAAUUUAACCACGACAAAUAAGCCCGUGACUUUAACGGACGUGCGCAGCAGACUUGUCCAAGUCAUAUCAACCAAUUCCUGCGUACAGGCUACGGGUGUAAUAUCCGAAGCCGAGAUUUCCCUGAGAACCACGAAUGCCAACAUAGCCCUGGUGAACUCUCAGGCGCCACAGAUCACCGUGUCUUCGACUAACCGCACUGUCACUCUGCAGAGCGUAUCUGGACAGGCUGUGCAUGCGCAGACUAGCAACUCAAGGGUUGUCUGCGAUAACGUCACUGCCGGUGGUGAGAUGCAUCUUGUAACUACUAACUCUACAGUGUCGACAAAUGUUGUUGUGGCAGAUUCCCUGCGAAUCAUGACGAGUAACUCUGGGGUGGAGGGGUCGUGGCGGGUUGGGAGCUAUUUGGGUGUUCGCACGACGAAUGGGAGUAUUACCGCGGAUGUCUUGUUUAAUAGUGAUGCGGGGAGUACCCGUGCAGUUGUUGAGCUUUGUUCUUCGAAUGCUCCAAUUAGGGCAAAACUGCCGGCGGGAUUGUUUCGUGGCUCGUUUGAUGUCAAGACGUUGAAUGCUAAUGCUGCUGUGGUGUGGAAAGGAGGCAGUGACAGUGGCAGUGGCGGCCAGACAGUGGGUGGUAUGCCGUUGAACUUUAGCGUGGAUGAUAAGUGCCAUAAGCAUGGGACUGUUGCUGCUGCUGAUGCUGUUGGAUUGGGGCAUAUGCAACAUGAUUUUUCGGCAAAGACAUCUAAUGCCCUGGUCGAGCUUUUGUUUAUGUGAGACACAAACUUAGGCUUUACAAUAUUGGCUGAUUUGAUUAUUUUAAUUUAUUUAAUAUGCACGUGGUUUUUUUAUCAGUAAA
Molecule: messenger RNA, 1522 nt
Organism: Kickxella alabastrina
Lineage: Eukaryota; Fungi; Kickxellomycota; Kickxellomycetes; Kickxellales; Kickxellaceae
Exons: 1
Coding region: 139-1440 (433 amino acids)
Source: RefSeq, a predicted model, not a curated record